GCCCUCCAUCAUAUAAAGAAACUUCCCGGGGCCGCCGGCCCAGUCGCGCUGCGCCCCGUCUUCGGCAGCCGCCGGCCCCAGCCCGCUCCCAGCGCCGCCACAGAGCCCCCCGAGAGCUGGUGCUUGGGUGCGCAGUGCGGUGGGCUCCGUGACGCACCCCAAAACCCCCCCACCCGACUGCCGACGCGAGUGGCAUGAACUUGGAGCCAGGCGAGUGCGGGAUGAACUCGGUGAGCUGCGGCAACGGGAAACUCCGCCAGUGGCUGAUCGACCAGAUAGAUAGCGGCAAGUACCCGGGGCUGGUGUGGGAGAACGACGAGAAGAGCAUCUUCCGCAUCCCCUGGAAGCACGCCGGCAAGCAGGACUACAACCGCGAGGAGGAUGCUGCUCUCUUCAAGGCUUGGGCUCUUUUUAAAGGAAAGUUCAGAGAGGGCAUUGAUAAACCAGAUCCCCCUACCUGGAAGACAAGAUUAAGGUGUGCUUUGAACAAGAGCAAUGACUUUGAAGAGCUGGUGGAGAGAAGCCAGCUGGACAUCUCAGAUCCCUAUAAAGUGUACAGAAUAGUGCCAGAAGGAGCUAAAAAAGGUGCAAAGCAGAUCAGCAUGGAGGAGCAACCAUUAAUGAUGAACCAUCCCUUCCCAAUAACGUCUCCUUACACUUCACUACCAUCCCAGGUACCGAACUACAUGGUGCCCCAUGAGCGCAACUGGAGAGAAUUCGCCCCGGAGCAGCCGCACCCCGAUAUUCCCUACCAGUGCGCCAGCGUCCCCUUCACAGCUCGCGGUCAUCACUGGCAGGCGCCCGGCUGUGAAAAUGGUUGCCAGGUGACAGGAACCUUUUAUGCUUGUGCCCCUCCCGAGUCCCAGACUCCUGGCAUCCCGAUUGAGCCAAGCAUAAGGUCUGGUGAAGCCCUCGCCCUGUCAGAUUGUCGACUCCACAUCUGCUUAUAUUACCGUGAAAUACUGGUAAAGGAGGUGACAACUUCUAGUCCUGAAGGCUGUAGGAUAUCCCAGGGCCAAAGUUACGAGGUCAGCAGCCUGGAGCAAGUUAUCUUCCCCUAUCCAGAGGAUAACGGCCAGAGGAAGAACAUAGAAAAGCUACUGAGCCACUUGGAGAGGGGAGUAAUACUGUGGAUGGCACCUGAUGGCCUCUACGCUAAGAGACUUUGCCAAAGCAGGAUCUACUGGGACGGGCCUCUGGCGCUCUGCAGUGACCGACCCAACAAGCUGGAGCGGGAUCAAACAUGCAAGCUCUUUGAUACUCAGCAGUUUUUAGCAGAGCUUCAAGCCUUUGCUCAUCAUGGACGUCCACUGCCCAGAUACCAGGUUGCUCUGUGCUUUGGGGAGGAAUUUCCAGAUCCACAGAGGCAGCGGAAACUAAUUACAGCCCAUGUUGAACCAAUGUUUGCCAGGCAGCUGUAUUACUUUGCUCAACAAAACAGUGGACAUCUUCUGAGAGGCUAUGAUUUGCCAGAACUUGUGACUAGUCCAGAGGAUUAUCACAGAUCUAUUCGCCAUUCCUCUAUUCAAGAAUAAGAUCCUCAGAAUGAGUGUUUUUAAAGGCACUGUAAAGAUUAUGCAGAGUGGAGGAGCAGAUCUGGAUAGCAAUUUGGAGAUCCAAAUCACAGCUGGAUGCGUUCAGGGGAAUCAAGGGUUCAAUGAUAGGAAAGUGAACUGGGACAACUAUAUUGUAUGAUACAAAUGACGGGUCUUCAACAUUUGGAUGCUACAUCUCACAUAGAUUCCACUGUUGCUGGGAAUAACUCAAAACUGACGAAAUGAUCGCUAUGUUUACGUUUGCUUAAUGUUCUCCUUGGGUUUUGAGGACUGAUGCUUACUGAAGACUUAAAUCCAGAGUUUACACUGUUACAUUUGCAGGGCUAUUUAUUUUGGAUUACUGAUCUCAGGGAAGGUACAUAAAUAUGCGGUGUUCCCAGUUUUAAACUGUAGCUACUAUAGGUGGGUAGCGAAGGUAGAUGGUUUAUCGAGAAUAGCUAUAAAUGUAAGUGGUUAUAAAUUUAGACUGGUAAGUGUGACGCCUAUAUUCCUGUGUAGAAUUUUUUAAAAACAAUGCAAAUCUUCAGAGACAUAUUUUUUUAAUGCCUGACUGACAUUUUUCCUUACGAUGAAUUUUAUUGCUGCCACUGUUGUUAUUGGAUUAGGGCCCAUAAUAGCAGUUCCUAAGGUGAUGGAUUGGUGGUACUGUGCUGGAAAAGCGACCACUUAACUCACAUUACCUGUGCAUUUAGUGAAUUAACCACUAAAAUUCUAGAGUCACGGAGAGCAGGUUUGAAAAGAAAUAACAUUUUUUUCUUAUAACUGUAAGCUACUAUGCAUUAUAUAUAUAUAUAUGCAUUAGAAUUAAGUUGGCAGACUUUGAGAAGAGCACAGAAGUGGUCCUACUAGCCUUUGUUAAUGUGACGUGCAGGAACCAAGCUGAAGUAGCCACCACUUCUGGCUUGUACCGAGCCAAACUCUGCUCUUCGUGUGCACUCACAGCUUCCUUCCAUUGGUACUGAAAUGAAUACGGAGGGAGAGUUCGAGCAGAGCAGAACUUAGCCUCUCAUAUUAAGGCAGUCAAGGAAAUACUUGUUCUAACUUUCGUUUUCAAAAACUUCACAGAAGUAUCAUUUCAUGCAAUUUGCAGCUUUUCAUGCUAGGGUGCCAUUAUAAAGAUGAAGAGAAGGGGUCUGUUGGGUCUGCAUGGCAGUGAAACUUCCUCGCUGUUACGCUGGAGAUCAGACUAUGUGAUCUCCCUGGUUUCAGCUCCAGAACAUGACCUCCCUGUGAUUAACAUACAUACUUCACUUGAAUUUCUAAAUGAGGAAGAAAAAAAAUGGUACUUGGUCUGGCAGCAGACUUGUUUUCUAGGGACUUCUAAUUUAUACAUCUUAGAGAUGCAUACUCUUUUGGGAUAUAUUAUCCCACUCCUGCUCCACAGUGCCAAGCAGAACCAAUCAAUCAUUUUUACUUUUGUGUUCUUUGUUACCUGAAGUGUUUUCCUCGCUGUGAGAGUUUUGUAGGGGAGACCUCUUUCAUAGACAUUAAAAGCACUGUUUUAGGUGACCUUCAGAGCUUCUGCAUACGCUUUUUGCCUGUGCAUACAUUUUACUGAAAGGGCCUUUUGUGUUCAAACUGAACUGGUACAAUACAAUAUUUGAUGUGUUUUUCACUUUUUUCUAGUGGUCGUUGCUUCAUAUGCUCAUUGCUUCAGCUCACAUCUUAGAAUAAAGUCCUUAUUCCCUACCAA
Messenger RNA from Oxyura jamaicensis (ruddy duck), 3249 nucleotides. It is a transcript of the gene IRF4, whose product is annotated as interferon regulatory factor 4. Bases 195 to 1535 code for a protein of 446 amino acids. The record is from RefSeq and is a predicted model, not a curated record. Gene Ontology annotation, molecular function: protein binding; DNA-binding transcription factor activity, RNA polymerase II-specific; RNA polymerase II cis-regulatory region sequence-specific DNA binding. Gene Ontology annotation, biological process: regulation of transcription by RNA polymerase II; immune system process. Lineage: Eukaryota; Metazoa; Chordata; Aves; Anseriformes; Anatidae. The transcript has 9 exons. Gene Ontology annotation, cellular component: nucleus.